Messenger RNA from Sus scrofa (pig), 1806 nucleotides. The record is from RefSeq and is a predicted model, not a curated record. Lineage: Eukaryota; Metazoa; Chordata; Mammalia; Artiodactyla; Suidae.
CUAAUGUCCAGAUUCUGAUCUUGGGCUUCAGGCCAGAAAAUAAAAGGUCGGGGAAGGAUCGGUGGGAAAGGGAAAAAAGAGGGAAGUGCCCGUCUGAGUCCUGAUGGAAGAAAGGCGAUGGAGGCCCAGACUCCUGGGGUCCGGGCGGAGGAGGGGGCUGGGCACCAGAUGCCCAUGUCCCUUUUGGAUUCUGGUUCUGUUUCUCCUACCCAGAGGUGCAGAGGCCUGCCCCCAGAUCUUACACAUCAGCCACUUUUCACCCUAGGGGUAAGUUGUGUCCAGACCCACCCCUCCUCAGUUUCCCAGAGCUGGGGUCCUGGAACUGCAGGCUCACUCACCAACAUGAGGACUUCCGUGAAACCUGAGACCUUCCUGCUGGCCUCUGCCCUGCUCUGCACCCUCCUGGGUCUGGGGGGUCUGAUUUUGGGGGCGGGAAGGGACCACCUAGAGAGCCAUGGGCUGGGGGCAAGGGUGAGGUUGGGAGAGACCCCGAGGCCCCUGAGUGCCCCCCCUCCCCGUCCAGCAGAGGGCCACCAGUCAACCAACAGGUACCAAGGAUGCGUGAAGUCCAGCGCCUGCGGCUCAGGCUUCCUCUCCAUCACCACGAGCCCCGAGAAUCACAUGGUGUCCAACAUGCGCUGCUGCCAGAGCGACGGCUGCAACCACAAUGCUGCGCCUGGUAAGCGCCAGCUCAGCCCACAUCUGGAGUCCCCCGCGACUGCCGCCUGCCCGCCUGCCCAGGAGCCGGCUCUCUGGUCGGAAACCCCCCUCCCAGGUAUCAAAUUCUCUACUCAAGGCUGUGCUACCGAGAAUGCCAGCCACAUCAAGCCUGGGACCCUUGUGCCCUCAGCCUCCAGUAUCUACACCAUCAGCCAAUCCAUCUGUUUCCCAGGCCCCCACCUUCUGGCAACUAAGUGAAGAACAAAGGCACAUGAGGUGUUUGGUCUCUGUUCAUCCUUACCUACAGCCUCCCAUGUGCCUAUAAAUUAAACAGGUUAACAGCAAGCCUGAGUCCUUGUGAGAUAAUGCAUCUCAGGGAGGUGUGAUGCAGAAAAUAGGGGUCUCAAACCUUGGGAGUUGCCUCUUUGGAAGGAAAAGAGGGAAGACCCUACCUUUUACUAAGGGAUUACUUCCUGCCAUACUGUGCUAAGUGCUUUUCAUGCCAUAUACCUCAUUUCAUAAUUGCAACUCUAUGAAGUUGAAAGCAUUACCCCAUCUUACAGAGGAGCAAACUGAGGCAUGGGUUGUGGUGUCACUUGCCUUGGGUCAGAGAGCUAGAGAGGGUCAGAUUCCAGAGUCCAUGAUCACCUCUCCGGGUUGACCUCCCCCUCGGGGCCGCAGCAGUGAAAGCGCUGUAUCCUAACCAAUAAACCACCAAACCACCAGGCAACUCCCCCACCUCUCCUUCUUUUUGCCUCAGUUUUCAUGUCUGCAAAAUGUGGAUAUUAAUAGUUACAACCUCACAGGACUGUCUCAAGAGUCAAAUGAAAGAUAACUAAACAAGCCCUAGUACAGUGCCUGGCCCCUUUAAGACAAUGCUGGUUCUGGAGGCAAUGAGUCUGGGCAAAUCACUGUAAUAGCUGCCACUUAUUGAGUGGCCAUUAGUUGGCAGGUACUAGACCCUGGCAUCAAUCAGGGCAGACUGGAUUAUGCCACAGAAACAAGUCCCUAAUCUCAGUGGUUGAAAACAAUAAAGUUAUAUUAAUCAGAAUUCCCGUUGUGGCUCAGUGACUUAAGAACCCAACACAGUGUCUGUGACAGGUUCGAUCACUGGCCUCGCUCAGUGGCUUAAGGAUCUAACGUUGC